AUGUCGAUAACACAAAUCAUUGGGUUCAGUCUUCUGGUUUGCAUCACUUUGGCUUAUAAUAAAACUUUCUCUCCACUUAAUCCCCCCGUAUAUCAUUAUCCUGGCUAUAACCCAGGUGUCAGUCUGAACCUUUACCAUGCAUCUGAUAUCGUCGACAACAAUUUGGAGACAGUGCCUGACCAUAAUGACGAUACAUACAAGAGCGACCGGGAACAAGUGACGAUAAUAACAAAUGAUGAACAAUCCCAGGAAGUCACCGACGGCUUCGCUUAUAAUAUCGAACGGGAAAAUACUGAUCGAGAAUUGUUGGGAAUAAACGUUGACAAAGAUCUCUUCCCUGAACUCAUCUGCAGUUUAUCACCAUUUAAUUCAGAUACCAGUACAAGCAGUAUUGGUGGAGAAUCACCUGGAAUAAAUGGUAAGAACAAAAUCGUGAAUGUCCUCAUAUCGGAUGCAAUGCGAGCUCUGAGAAUCGCGGUGAAUAUAGAAAACGCAAGAAAACGCACGACGAACCAUUCACUUACAAACACAAACGAUCCGAUUGUGGACGAACUUUCAAUCAUUCAUCGUUUACCUCUCACAAUGAAACACAUCAAACUAAACAUCAAUGUGAAAGCCAAUGCACCUAAAAAUGUGCUGCACAACAUCCGCGACCAUGGAGGAGCAAUGCAAAAUUCAAUAAAUAUUGCAAUGCAGAAAACGAAGCCAAACUGCGGCAAAGUGUCCAUUUCUUUUGGCGCAGUGAGGCAGCAUUUAGAAAAUAUUCGUUGUAGACCUAACUGCAACACAUCCACAAUUCGGGCAUAUACAAUGCACGAAAAGAAAACGAAAUUCGUGAGUGUUCUUAUCGCAGAUGUACUUUUCACACGAACAAUCGCAAAGAAUAUAGAGAACACAGGAAAAAGCACGGCAAACCAUUUAUUUACGAAUGUAAAGAACCCAAUUGUGGAAAACAGUACAAUCAUAGCACAUCAUUUUACUCUCACAGGAAGAGAAAUCAUCAACCACAUCAAUCUAAAUCUCAAUGCGAAAACUGUAACAAAUGCUUCAACCGCAAGGACCACUUGA
Loa loa (African eye worm) is the source of this 1068-nucleotide messenger RNA. RefSeq lists its product as hypothetical. The transcript is spliced from 4 exons. Bases 1 to 1068 code for a protein of 355 amino acids. Lineage: Eukaryota; Metazoa; Nematoda; Chromadorea; Rhabditida; Onchocercidae. The record is from RefSeq and is a predicted model, not a curated record.